Molecule: messenger RNA, 1476 nt
Organism: Cladophialophora carrionii CBS 160.54
Lineage: Eukaryota; Fungi; Ascomycota; Eurotiomycetes; Chaetothyriales; Herpotrichiellaceae
Exons: 5
Coding region: 1-1476 (491 amino acids)
Biological process (GO): secondary metabolite biosynthetic process
Molecular function (GO): monooxygenase activity; FAD binding
Source: RefSeq, a predicted model, not a curated record
AUGAAUCCAAAAUAUCCCACAGGGUCCUUCCUCUACCUCAAUCGCGAGAAUGAUGACGGCACCGGCCCAAGCUCCUCGUCGGUCAAGUUGCAGAUUGCAAUAGUCGGGGCUGGGGUUGGAGGGCUUUCAGCAGCUAUUGCUCUGCGACGGGAGGGCCACGACGUCACCGUGUUCGAGUCAACUCCUAUCCUGAGCGAGAUCGGCGCCGGCAUUCAUGUUCCACCAAACUCGACACGUAUCCUGCAUUCUUGGGGCCUGGAAGCUGCGCUGCGGAAAAUUUCGAUGAUGCCUCGAAGCUUGCUCUGGCGACGAUGGGAAAACGGCAAAGUCAUCGGCAACUCGAGAUUGAAUCCGGAAUGCCAGGACUGGUUUGGUUCUCCCUACUACGUCACCCACAGAGCGCAUCUCCAUGAGAUCCUGCACAGAAAGGCCGUUGAGCUGGGUGUAAUAGUGCGACUGGCCAGCAGAGUGGAGCAGUACAAUCCAGAUGAGCCAUCGUUUGUCCUCGAGGGUGGGGAAACCGUGAGAGCAGAUCUCGUCGUGGCAGCUGACGGCAUAAAAUCCUUGGCUCGGAAAACGCUGCUCGGAACGGCAGACAGCGGACUUCGAGAUCAUGGCCUAGCUGUGUACCGGGCCACUGUGAGCGUCGAGGAGAUGUUGAAGAAUGAGAAGACUGCGCCACUCGUCAAGAGCCCGAAUCUCCAUCUCUGGUGCCUGAUCAUUGAUAGGGUUGGAGGCAACGACCACCACGUCAUGGCAUACAGAUUUGCCAACGACAAGCUACUCAAUCUCGUUGUCACUCAUCCUGCCGAAGGCGAGCCCGAGACCUGGAACGGGAUCGACCAUGUUGCAGACUUGCGAAGGGAUUUCAAGGGCUGGGAUCCUGCGUUGACCACAUUGUUGGAUAUGGUUCAGACGGCGGCGAAGUCGCCGUUAAAAGACAUCCGGGUUUCAGACAAGUGGUCGUCGCCAAGUCGAAAGACGAUUCUGGUCGGAGACGCAGCUCACGCGAUGUUGUCUUUCAUGGCUUCCGGCGCGGCAAUGGCGGUCGAAGAUGCAGUGGCUUUGGCAGAAAGCCUGCGCUUUGCCACCAGGAAAGACAUGAUUUCCCAGGCUAUCGCGGUUUUCGAACAAGUACGCAUACCCCGAGUGAAACAAGUGCACGAUGCCACUGUCAAGCACGGCUAUACAUUACACCUGCCGGACGGACCAGAACAACAAAGCAGGGACAAGGCGAUGGAGAAGGAAGUCAACGGCGAACACUUCAUAUCGAGUCCCAAUCAGUGGAGCGAUCCGACCGUCCUGAGUUGGUUAUAUCCACACAAGCCAGCAGUGGCAGUGAGGAAGGCCUGGGCAGAGCGCGGUCCGAAGAACCACAACGGGGUAAAUGAUUCGGGAAUGGUUAGAAGAGACGAGCAGCUGCCGAAGGGAUGUGUGACUACCAAUUGGGAUCCUCAAGUAACCCUCCAUGUGUGA